Molecule: messenger RNA, 1189 nt
Organism: Mirounga angustirostris (Northern elephant seal)
Lineage: Eukaryota; Metazoa; Chordata; Mammalia; Carnivora; Phocidae
Gene: ZG16B
Product: zymogen granule protein 16B
Exons: 3
Coding region: 46-777 (243 amino acids)
Source: RefSeq, a predicted model, not a curated record
CAAUUCCUUCCUGUUGCCCUAGUGGCCCUACUUCCUUCCUUCUGGAUGGGGGCCCACGGGGAUGGGGUGGGUAUAAAGGGCCGGGCGGAGAGCACCCAGGCACAAGACGCUGCGCUGCCAGGACUGGGCGACGGACUCUCGUGGACAGGUACGGGCGGCGCUCCCCUCCCACGAAGGGGCCUGGCGAGGUCCGACGGGGGCCCCCUCAGAGUCAGUGGCCUGCCCUCUCCCUCCAGGAGCCUUGGGACUCACCAUCCAAAGGCCAUGCUGCUGUGGCUGACUCUCGCCCUCCUGUGGAGCACCACCUGCUGGGCAAAGCAGAUGUAUGGGGAAGGAGGAGGCAAAUAUUUCAGCACCUCCAGCGACUGUGAAAUCACCGGAAUCCGGGUGGCUGUGGGUCUCCUGGGCCUGGUGAAGAGUAUCCAGGUGAGAUGUGGCGUGUCCUGGAGCACAGAGUUCGGCGCCUCAGGUGGGACUACCCAGGAAUUCAUCCUGCAGCCAGGAGAACACAUCCAAAUGAUCUAUGGCUCCUACAGGGUGUUUAUCCGGUCCCUGAUCAUAUCCACAGAUCAAGGGCGCUAUGCCACGUUUGGGAAGGAAAGUGGCAACACCUUCAUCGUCUCCCCCAGUGAGGACGGGAAGGUGCUCACGGGAAUCUGUGGCCAGCAUAAGCUUUUAGGCCUUUCGGGCCUCUGCUUUGAGUGGGACUACCCUCCAGAGGAUGAGGAGUGGACCACUGAACCAAACAGUACUAGAGACACGCAGUGCUCCAGCUGAGCCAAGGGGGCUGAGAAUAGCUGACUCUGGGCCUCAAAUUGGAAUCUGCCAAUAAAUAAAGCUUCUGCAAGAAUGGUGUGUCCAGGUGUGGUUCUUGGGUCCAGGGUGUGACCAAAGCUUUCCCAGCUGGGGUGGGGAGGGGAGACAAGGCCUCUGGGGUGGAGGUGCAGGGUAAGGAAGGAGCAGGUCCCAUGCCCCAGGCCUCAGGGAUUCUGCCUGGGCAGAUCUUGCAUCUUUGAGGAGUCUGGGCUCCCAGGUCACCCUCCACCCCGCCCUUCCCCCAAGCCCAUCCAGCUGGCCUCUGACAGCCCAGGCUCAGCCCCGGUCUUCUCUGAGUAUGUGACAGGCCUCAGGGAAGCCCAGCCACUCACUUCCUCGCUCGCUCAGCACACAUCUGCCAGGGCCUGGAUUC